CGGCCGCUUGCACAGAAAGUUUGCACGCGCCGUGGGAGCGAGGUUUGAGAACCUCUUGAGUUCUGGAUCGGAGAGGUUGGAACGGCUACCACGAAACACUCAUCACCCAGGAUGGAGGUCGUCGUCGAGCGGGUCCUCCCAGACUGCAGGGACCAUGUCAUAUGGCUCUCGCGCAGUGCUACCUUUCAGGGAAAGCGUUUCAAGUCGGGUUCUUGCGCAAACGUGCAACAGCAAGUGUCUCCUCUGACCAGAACGGCGGCGAAGAUCAGGGUCGGAAGUCUCUCGCAGGCGGCAGAUGUCACUUUAAGGCUAGGGCCGGAGCAGGACGGCUUGUCAUGCGCACUAACUGCUUCGGUAGCUCGCUCCUUGAAUUGCAAGGAAGGUGACACUGUCAUUGUGAACGACGUGUUCCUGGCGACAGCGGUCCCACGAGCUAAAACCGUCCAUAUGGCACUGGUUCCAAUCAAGCUGGGAGUUGCGCAGGGAAAGGGCUCAGGCCGAACAUGGGACGUGCGGCAUACUGCAAGCAGUGGAGCCGUUCUCCGACAGGCUGCCUUGGGAAACUACGUGACAGUCGGACAGCAGCUGGGCACCCUUUUGGUAGCAGAGUCGGCGUAUUCCGUUCUUCGAGUUGAGGGCUAUGGCAAGCAAGAGAGCUGCGAUGUGGACGUGGGAAUGGUUGAUCAAAACACGGUGUUCGUCGUCAAGCCGCCAACAUUCACAAUAGAGGAGCUUAGAUCAGGUCUACGACCUCGGGAGACUUGGGUGGAAGAAAUUGUGAAAGAAGUUCCAGGGACGGAGAAAGUGUCUCGCCGACUUAUCGAUAAUUUCUAUGGAUACGUGGAUAGCCUCACGGCAGUCGGAUAUCGCAAUCUCAAACACAAGCGUACGUCGGGCGUCAUUAUUCAUGGAAAACCAGGCGUGGGAAAGACAUUGUUGUCCAAGAUGCUUGCUGAACGAUCUGGUUUACCCUACAAGUACAUAAAUUGUGCGGACCUAUUCCAGUUCAGCGAAGGAGACGCUGAGGUGUACUUUCAUGACCUCUUUGACAAUAACCCUGGUGUUCUUGUUGUGCUCAUACUGGACGAUAUUGAUGCCAUUGGGUCGAAGGCCGGCAAAUCGGAGAGCAGGAUGGCUGCGAAAAUUCUUCCCAUCUUUAUGAGCAUUCUCGAUGCAAGAAACAACCCACCACAACAGCAACCGCCAGACUCUACGGCAAACAGCGACGUCACCUCGACGCCCUCAGCUGGAGGAGUAUUUGUCAUAUGUUUAACCAACCGCCUCCACACCAUCAAUCCGUCAUUACUGCGAUCAGGAAGAUUGAAUAAUGCUCUCGAGCUUGACGUGAUCAACGCACGACAAAGAUUCAGCAUCCUUCAGAAGUUAUGCGAAGCACUGCCGCUCUCACCAACCAACAAGACGGAGAUCCUAGAAGCAAUCAGCGACGUCACGCACGGCUUCGUAGGCGCCGACUUGCAGAGUUUAUGCCAUACGACCGUAUUCGUGUGGCAGCAGCGUAACCCCAGCACAGACACUCUCGCACUGGAAGACUUCCUCAGGGCGUUGGAGCUGGUCAAACCGGCUAGUUUCCAGGAACUGAGUUCUCGAGUACCCAAACGGGCGUUCACUGACUUGUACGGCAUGGGCGAAGUCAUCAAACGGAUACAGAACUCCAUUCUACAACCCUUCACGCACCUGGAGAGCUAUGCAGCAAUGGGCAUCAACCCGCCAAAAGGCGUCCUCUUACAUGGACCGCCGGGCGUGGGGAAGAGCGUGCUCAGCUAUGCGCUUGUUCAUGAGGCUGGGUUUAAUUGUGUUCAUGUUGAUGGCCCCAAAAUCCGCUCCAAAGUGAUCGGCGAGUCCGAAGCCAACAUUGCGAGGAUCUUUGCCCAGGCUCGGGCGAACGCUCCUUGUAUUUUGUUGAUUGAUCAGAUCGAUAUGCUGGUGCCUCGAAGAGGAAUGGACUCGACGAGCGAAAAUACGGGAGAGCGGAUCGUUACUUGUUUCUUAGUCGAAAUGGACGGAGUCCUUUCCAAAUCCUCCGCGGGUGGAUACAACGACACAAUCUUUAUCGUCGCAGUCACAAACCGACCGGAGAUCGUAGACCCGGCCAUCUUGCGCCCGGGCCGGCUUGAUGAGCAUAUACAUGUGGGGCCCCCGGGGUUGGAGGCGCGGAGAGAGGUUUACAGCGGGUUUUUGGCUACGAUGCCCAAUACGUUGACGGAGGAGGACGUGGAUGAGCUGUCGCGGAUCUCGGAGGGAUACACAGGUGGCGAUAUCGAAAGCAUAUGCCGCGAAGCCGCCUUAAGAAGGCUUCGAAUCGACCUGGACAGUCAGCAGAUCUCAAAACAAGAUGUACUCGACGCAAUGGGCAGCGUGCGCAAAUCGGUCGUUGUGGGUAAAUAAGACGAGAGUGGUGUAUUUUUCUCUACUCAAUACAAAGCCAAAUGAUGCCAGGAACAUAUUCGCAACGUUGGACCCAAGAGGGUCAAAGGGAUCUGGCGAUAUGCUACGGAACCCUAUCUGAAGACCAAAAUUUCCACCUCA
Molecule: messenger RNA, 2547 nt
Organism: Fimicolochytrium jonesii
Lineage: Eukaryota; Fungi; Chytridiomycota; Chytridiomycetes; Spizellomycetales; Powellomycetaceae
Product: P-loop containing nucleoside triphosphate hydrolase protein
Exons: 17
Coding region: 112-2406 (764 amino acids)
Molecular function (GO): ATP binding; ATP hydrolysis activity
Source: RefSeq, a predicted model, not a curated record